AUUUAUAUGUCUAUCAUUAACACAAUCACUUAGAAAUAGAGCACAGAGAGAGAAUUAAUGGGAAGUGUUGCAGUAGAUUCCGCCGGAAUAUUCCCUGAAGGUGGUGAAGAUGGUUCGAAGAAUCUUGACGCCGGCGCCCUCUUUGUCCUUAAAUCUCGAGGUUCGUGGCUGCACUGCGGGUACCACCUAACGAUGGCUAUAGUUUCGCCGGUGCUGCUGAGCUUGCCGUUGGCGUUCACGUUGUUGGGUUGGAGCGGCGGCGUUCUUUGCCUCACCGCGGCGGGAUUGACCACUUUCUACUCCUACAACAUGCUCUCUAUUGUCUUGGAGCACUUUGCGCUACUUGGAAGGCGCCAUCUUCGGUUUAGGGACAUGGCCCACGAUAUUUUAGGCCCUGGGUGGGGCCGUUACUUUGUGGGCCCUCUUCAAUUGGGUAUGUGCUAUUUUGCUGUAAUUGCAUGUACACUUCUUGGUGGACAGAGCCUAAAGUAUAUUUAUUUACUAUCUUCACCAAAUGGAAGCAUGCAACUUCAUCAAUUCAUAGCCAUAUUUGGAGGGCUAACCCUAAUUAUGGGCCAAAUGCCAUCUUUUCAUUCUCUAAGGCACAUCAACCUUGUUUCCCUUUUUCUGUGUCUUGUUUAUUGUGCUUGUACCACAGCUGCUGCAGUUUAUAUAGGACAUUCAUACAAAGCACCUAAAACGGAUUACACGGUGACCGGGGAAGGCAUAAAUCGUGUUUUCGGUAUCUUCAACGCUAUCUCAAUCAUCUCCACAGCUUAUGGAAAUGGUAUUAUUCCAGAAAUACAGGCUACCAUUGCUCCACCAAUGGCUGGCAAAAUGUUCAAAGGAUUGUUGGUCUGUUAUUCUGUGGUGAUAUCAACUUUCUUCAGUGUAGCAAUUUCUGGAUAUUGGGCAUUUGGAAAUCAAUCUCAGCCGUCGAUUCUCUCAAAUUUCAUUGUUGAUGGAGUGCCCUUGCUGCCUAAAUGGGUUCUCUUCAUAAUCUAUGUCUCCACUCUUAUCCAAAUCUCAGCUGUCACUUUAGUGUACUUGCAACCAACGAAUGUUGUUAUAGACCGCAAGUUUGCCGAUCCCAAGAAGCCUGAAUUUUCGACGCGUAACAUAGUUCCACGGCUCGUUUUUAGGUCAUUAUCGGUCGUGAUUGCAGCCACGGUGGCUGCAAUGCUUCCUUUCUUUGGCGAUAUGAUGGCGUUGGCCGGUGCAUUUGCUUGCAUUCCUCUAGAUUUCAUUAUGCCUAUGGUUUUCUAUAACGUGACAUUCAAACCCUCGAGAAGGAGCUUCAUUUUUUGGGUGAACACCGCUAUCGCCGCCGUCUCCACCGUGUUGGUCGCCGUAGGGGCGGUUGCAUCCAUCCGCCAAAUAAUUUUGGAUGCCAAAACUUAUAAAUUGUUUGCCAACAUGUAAUGCACUAGAAAUUGUUUCUUUUUUAUGUUACUUUGUUUAUAACAUGAAUUAAAAAAAAGUGUGUUUGUAAUCAUAUUUAUUGUAUAUCUUAAAAAUAGAAUUUAUGCUUA
Molecule: messenger RNA, 1532 nt
Organism: Salvia splendens (bonfire salvia)
Lineage: Eukaryota; Viridiplantae; Streptophyta; Magnoliopsida; Lamiales; Lamiaceae
Product: GABA transporter 1
Exons: 7
Coding region: 58-1422 (454 amino acids)
Source: RefSeq, a predicted model, not a curated record